Chrysemys picta bellii (western painted turtle) is the source of this 1574-nucleotide messenger RNA. Lineage: Eukaryota; Metazoa; Chordata; Testudines; Emydidae. The record is from RefSeq and is a predicted model, not a curated record.
AUGCAGAGGGCCAGUAUGAUCGGGAUCCCCAGCCUGGAGCAAGCCGGAUCCUUUGCCCAGCAGUUCAAGGCCACGAGGUUCUCUUACCACCUGGAGAGCGGGGCCGGCGGGCACCGAGCUGGCUCUGGGGGUGUUUCGGGGGGCUGGGCAGGAGGCUCUGGGGGUGUCUGGGUGGGGGCCUCUCUCCUGGACUCACCCCGUCUCUCUGCCCCGAUCGCAGAGUCCCUGCAGCUGAUCGCGACAGCAGCGGAGCAUUCCAACGCCGCCAUCUGCAAAAUGGAACGGAUGCACUCCUUGCUGAAGGUGUACGAGCUGCUGGGCGGGGAGGAGGACAUCGUUAGCCCCACUAACGAGCUCAUUAAGGAAGGCCACAUCCUCAAGCUGUCGGCCAAGAACGGGACCACACAGGACCGGUACCUGAUCCUGUUCAACGACCGGCUCUUGUGCUGCGUCCCGAAACUGCGCCUCCUCGGCCAGAAGUUCGGGGUCCGGGCCCGGAUCGACGUGGAGGGGAUGGAGGUGAAGGAGUCGAGUGGCAUCAACCUGCCCCGGACCUUUCUGGUGUCGGGGAAGCAGCGUUCGCUGGAGUUGCAGGCGAGGACGGAGGAGGAGAAACACGACUGGAUCCAGGCGAUUCGGGCCACGAUCCUGAAGCUGGAGCAGAUGCCGGUGGGAGCUGCCCCCCGGGAAGAGGAAGAGCCCUGGGCUGGAUCGCCGGUGAGCGCACACGCGUGUAUACGUGUGUCUGGGCGCACGUUGGUGUGUGCGUGUGUGGAUGGCUCUCUGCCCCCCUCCCCUGACCCCCGUCUCUCCGCCCCCCAGGACGUGAAGGCCCAGCGCAGCCUCCCGCUGAUCGGCUUCGAGGUGACGGCCCCGGACGCGGGGCCGCGGCUCGACCGGCGUCACGCGUUCGCCAUCCACCAGAGCCACCUGCGCUGGCAGUUCAGCGCCGAGUCCGAGGGGCUGCAGCGGCGCUGGAUGGAGGCCCUGGGCCGGGCCGGGCGAGGGGAGCCGCCCGCCUCCCCCGGGCCCAUCCUCGAGGCCGAGGAGGGGGCCGAGGGCACCUGACGGCGCCGGGGGGCUGGACUGGACCUGACCCCCCCCAACGAACGAUACUUGAACGGUCCUCAGGCACUUUGAGACACCCCCUCGCGGGGCAUGGCCUCAGCGCUUGGCCCCCGGACGUCUGGGCUCCUGGCAAGCCCCCGCAGGGGGCACCGGCUCCCAUCCCUCCCCUGGGCGGGGACUGGCUGACUGGGGGGCAGGGAAUGGGGCCUGUCCCUCCCCCACAAGUACAGGCCGAGCCGGUACCGGUGUAACCCCCCCCCCCGCGGGAUCUACGGGCCGGCUCCCUCCCGUCCUAUCCACUCGUCUCACGCCGCUCACCAGGUGUGGACACGCUUAGCAGACAUUAUUUUAUUGUUGCUGACAUGCAGUGGCUGGCCACUAGGGGGCAGCCUCGCAUCCACGGGGGCGCCCCAAUCUCCCCCCCACCCCGAGAUUUUCUAGCGUCCUUGGGAGCCGGGCGUUGUUAAAGCUCCGUCAGCGGAUUUCGUAAUACAGGUUUCCUUUUC